Nicotiana tabacum (common tobacco) is the source of this 1505-nucleotide messenger RNA. The record is from RefSeq and is a predicted model, not a curated record. NCBI's taxonomy places the organism in Eukaryota, Viridiplantae, Streptophyta, Magnoliopsida, Solanales, Solanaceae.
GAGAAAUCAGGAGGCCAGACGAGGAACCCCUUUCCUGUGGCAGUCAAGAUACUUGUUGAAUAAAAACUUAGCCAUAAUCAGAAGGGAGAGAGCGGCUCCCAACUCUAAGAGGUUCCUUUGGAAAAGCUCUUUCUACCUCCUAAUUAUGGUAGUUGUGGAUUAUUCGAGGAUCUUACGCGGAGAAGCAACUCUUCUAUCUGGCUGAGACCCCCCUCCCCCGGUUCUUCAAUACCUAUAGAUGAAGUGUUUCGUUUCCGCGUGCAGUAUGCUCCCGGUUCCGCUCAUCCCCUUCGACUCCUCUCACUCUCAGGGAUGGAUUGAACAGCAGAAGGUGUUGGGUUAAGUCCCGAAACGAGCGCUAUACACAAGAAUGAAUUAUGCAGAAGGCUUUUGGAACUUUGAGUAAAUUUGCUUUGGUAUGGAGACACUGAUUUUUUGCAAUGGCUUGAAAUUGGCGUAUCUCUGAACAUUCUGAUGCGUUUGAAUGAUCCAGCUGAUGUGGUCCGUGCUGGUUCCGUUUCACACCUUUGGCUCCAAUUUGUGGUUACUAAUGGACUUUCCAAGCAACUGUGUCUGAGAAUGUUUCCGCAGCUUUCUAGAAUUUCACAUAUAAGAGAACUAGAUUUGGGAAUAGCAGAAGGAAAAGAUGUAAAAUCUAGCAAUUCUAGUUGGGAGACUCUAAAAAGGGACCAUAAUGUUUAUGCUUCUCUACUUCAAGCUAUUGAAACAUCAAGCUCAUGCCCAAGUGAUUGCAUAGAUUAUGAAGUCAGCGCUUCAAGUACGGACGAUUAUCCAGUAAGUGUUUGGAAUACUCUGGUUCCAACAGAUAGAAACCAAAAUCAACCUUCAUACUGGUCAAGCAUAGGGGACAGUGAUCCCAACGCCCCGGAAACACUAAUUUACAAAUUGAAAGCUGAUCUUUGCGUCAUCACUGAAAUUAAUAUACAACCUUUGGAAGGGCCAAAAUGUUCGAUUUCGAUUAGGACACCCCAAAUCCUCAAGAGAUGUGAGGCGUCUCCUGCACUGGCACCCUGAUCAAGCUGCUGAUGACAUGUUUAUAUGGACUUAUACCUCGGAAGAAUUCCGUAUGAGACAGGUCAAUGCAAUGCGCUGCACAUGGAGUCCAAUAAAUAUGAGGUCUAGUUUCCAUUAUUCUUUUUCGAGCAUUAACAAAAUUAGAACCAUUAUCAGUUAUUAUCUACUCAACAUUCUCUUCUCCAACUUCAUCUAUGAUCUUAUUUAAAUGCAACGCAAGCAUUUCACCACUUUUUAUAGAGUCCGAUGCAUCAAUAGAUCUAAAAAAAAGGGUACCCGCGGGGCUAUUAAUUAGAAAGUUGAUAAAACAUCUACUUUUUCCAUCUGUCCAACUAUCAGACAUAAUUGAACAACCAUAUUGCUUCCAAGAUUUCUUAUGUUCAUCUAUGCACACACCCUUAGUGAGUGCGGUUGAUAUUAUUGAAGGAUGAAUCUUCCCUGGACAUGGAUCUUGUACAAAGCAUUAUAUA